AUGGAAUUUUUACCUGAAAAAGUUAGCAUAUAUAAAGAAUGGAUAGAAAUGCAAGUUCUGUUCAAUAUAAAGCGCAUAGGUAUGUAUACUAAUAACAAUAAAAAAACUUCUAAAUAAAUAUUAGAAGAAGAAGAAGAAUUUUAAAAGAUUUAAAAACUAAGAGAAGAAAACCAGGAACUUUAUAAUACAAUAAAGUUUCCAAAAAAAGUUUCAGUGCAAGACACUUUUGAAAAUAUCGGAUUUAAUUAAUAAAUAGAACCUCAAAUGAACAUAGCAAGGAUAAGAUCUGAAUAGACUCAGACUAUACCUUAAAGCACAACUUUACCUUAAAGCGCAACUUUCAAAAAUUACGAGGUUAAAGUUUCCAAAAGAGCCACGUUAUUUAUAUAUAUCUUUUCCUGA
This is a messenger RNA of Tetrahymena thermophila SB210, 402 nucleotides long. RefSeq lists its product as hypothetical. The record is from RefSeq and is a predicted model, not a curated record. The transcript is spliced from 3 exons. Lineage: Eukaryota; Ciliophora; Oligohymenophorea; Hymenostomatida; Tetrahymenidae.